Didymosphaeria variabile is the source of this 1287-nucleotide messenger RNA. RefSeq lists its product as uncharacterized. Bases 1 to 1287 code for a protein of 428 amino acids. NCBI's taxonomy places the organism in Eukaryota, Fungi, Ascomycota, Dothideomycetes, Pleosporales, Didymosphaeriaceae. The record is from RefSeq and is a predicted model, not a curated record. The transcript has 3 exons.
AUGAAGAAGACGUUGCUAUUAUGCUUCAUACAUGGCUUUAAAGGCAGCGACAGCACCUUCGGGACGUUCCCCUCACAUCUGAAGGCUUUGCUGCAGCAUGCAUUACCUAAGGUUACAGUCCUUGCGAUUACGUAUCCGCAAUUUGAGACGAGGGGAGACCUGCACGAUUGCGUGGGGAGAUUCAAGGAGUGGCUGCAGAACAAGGUAAUUGACCUCGAAGUCGCAAAUGGCACGCCGUCGCCUACUGUCGACCCCUCUGUUCAUACUAUACUCGUCGGUCAUUCGAUGGGUGGCAUUGUGGCUGCGGAGACUCUCCUUUCACUUAUAGAGGACCAACCUAUUCCCUCCCUUCAAAACUCUGCCUCGCACUCGGCAUCAUCAUUCCAAGACUCUUCCAGUCUAAUGUUUCCCUACAUACAAGCGAUUCUCGCUUUCGAUACCCCGUAUCUUGGUAUCGCACCUGGAGUCGUAGCCCAUGGCGCGGAGAAGCAUUGGAACACCGCGAGUUCGGCAUACUCGGCAUAUUCAAAUGUCGCUGGCGCUUUCGGGUGGGGAAAAGGCACGGAGGCCGGUGCUCAGACCGCAGUGAAUUCGAGCAGAAUGUUGGAAGGAGCACAGAGAUCUGCACAGGCAGUCAGUGACGCAAACGCGGACGCCGCAUCAGUACCACUCUGGCAGAAGUACGGUCGAGUCGCUCUGUUUGCAGGCGCUGCAGGAGCAGUUGCGGCUGGCGGCGCAGCUGCAUACAUGAAGCGAGAGCAGAUAUCGGAAGGCUUGGGCUGGGCGACGUCGCACUUGGAAUUUGUAGGCUCGCUAGCCAGGCCUGAAGAGAUGAAGAAGCGACUUACCAGCAUCACGAAGCUUGGACAGACCCACAACAUCGGCUUCAUCAACAUCUAUACUACCCUCGGCCACGCCGUCGACUCACAGGGAAAGUCUUCGUGGACAGGCAAAGUCGUCGGCCGUGACCGGACUUUCUGUAACCUUCCGAAAGGCGACCUGCGGCAAUACUUUGUGCCAGCUGUCAACGACAGAAGCACGGCGGAGACAUGGGCGCACAUGUCUAUGUUUGAUCCGAAGCAAAACCCUGGCUACUACAUCAUGAGCGAGCAUGCAAAGGAGCAUGUCAUUGAUUGGGCGACAAAUGAGUGGUACGAGGAUAGUGAUGGGGCCAUGAAGGGUGUCAGCAUUGAAGAAGAGGAGGUGCUGGUCGAUAGGCCCCAGGAAGAGGAAUUCGAGGAUGUGAAGAAGCCCCCUAACGAUAACCCGUGGAGGGAAGAACUCUGA